Molecule: messenger RNA, 3806 nt
Organism: Anas platyrhynchos (mallard)
Lineage: Eukaryota; Metazoa; Chordata; Aves; Anseriformes; Anatidae
Gene: KAT7
Product: lysine acetyltransferase 7
Biological process (GO): regulation of transcription by RNA polymerase II
Cellular component (GO): nucleus; chromatin; histone H3-K14 acetyltransferase complex
Molecular function (GO): histone H3 acetyltransferase activity; histone H4 acetyltransferase activity; chromatin binding
Source: RefSeq, a predicted model, not a curated record
GGCGGAAGCGUGAGGGACCGAGCAGGGAACAGGGGCUGGCGGCGGGAGCGGGCUGGCGCCGCCGGAGCAGCCGUGCCGGAGGACGGGAGACGCGGCUGUCACCACGGAGCCCGCCGGCGCUAACACGGCGGCGAACGCCGCUUCACGGCCUGGGGGCGCCGGGGACCAAGCAACCUCGCUGCCCCCGCCCCCGCCGAGGAUGCCGCGCAGGAAGAGGAACGCAGGCAGCAGCUCAGACGGGACGGAAGACUCGGAUUUCUCCACCGACCCGGAGCACACAGACAGCUCGGAAAGCGAUGGCACCUCACGACGCUCUGCCCGCGUAACCCGCUCCUCGGCCAGGCUCAGCCAAAGCUCUCAAGAUUCCAGCCCAGUUCGUAAUCCACCGUCAUUUGGAGCAGAAGAGCCCGUCUAUUCUACGAGGAGGGUAACUCGCAGCCAGCAGCAGCCCACUCCUGUGACUCCAAAGAAAUACCCGCUCCGGCAGACUCGUUCAUCUGGAUCAGAAACUGAGCAAGUGGUUGACUUCUCUGACAGAGACACUAAAAAUGCAGCGGAUCACGAUGAGUCUCCACCUCGUACCCCCACCGGGAAUGCCCCUUCCUCAGAGUCUGAUAUUGAUAUCUCCAGUCCAAAUGUAUCCCAUGAUGAGAGCAUUGCCAAGGACAUGUCCAUGAAGGAUUCUGGAAGUGACCUGUCUCACCGCCCUAAGCGCCGCCGCUUCCAUGAAAGCUACAAUUUCAACAUGAAAUGUCCCACUCCUGGUUGUAACUCUUUAGGCCACCUAACUGGAAAACACGAGCGACACUUCUCCAUAUCAGGAUGCCCGCUGUAUCAUAAUCUCUCAGCAGAUGAGUGCAAGGUGCGAGCACAGAGCCGAGAUAAACAGAUUGAGGAGAGGAUGCUGGCCCAUCGGCAGGAUGACAACAACAGGCAUGCCACCAGACACCAGGCACCAACCGAGAGACAGCUUCGGUACAAAGAGAAAGUAGCUGAGCUCAGGAAGAAGAGGAACUCAGGAUUAAGCAAGGAGCAAAAAGAAAAAUACAUGGAGCACAGACAAACGUAUGGCAAUACUAGGGAACCUCUACUUGAAAACCUGACUAGUGAAUAUGACCUUGAGCUUUUCCGAAGAGCACAAGCACGGGCAUCUGAGGACCUGGAAAAGUUGCGGCUCCAGGGCCAGAUCACAGAAGGCAGCAAUAUGAUUAAAACAAUUGCUUUUGGCCGUUACGAACUGGACACGUGGUAUCAUUCUCCCUACCCAGAGGAGUACGCCCGCCUGGGCCGUCUCUACAUGUGUGAAUUCUGUCUCAAAUACAUGAAGAGCCAGACAAUACUGCGCAGACACAUGGCAAAAUGUGUUUGGAAACAUCCACCGGGUGAUGAAAUCUACCGCAAAGGCUCCAUUUCAGUUUUUGAAGUUGAUGGGAAAAAGAACAAGAUCUACUGUCAAAACCUGUGUCUGCUGGCAAAACUUUUCUUGGACCAUAAAACACUGUAUUAUGAUGUUGAACCCUUCCUGUUCUAUGUCAUGACAGAAGCUGACAACACUGGCUGUCACCUGAUAGGAUAUUUCUCCAAGGAGAAGAAUUCUUUUCUCAACUACAAUGUUUCUUGUAUCCUGACAAUGCCUCAGUACAUGAGGCAAGGUUACGGCAAAAUGCUCAUUGAUUUCAGCUAUUUGCUUUCUAAAGUAGAAGAAAAAGUUGGCUCUCCAGAACGCCCUCUGUCUGAUCUGGGUCUCAUCAGCUACCGUAGUUACUGGAAGGAAGUUUUGCUUCGUUACCUGCAUAAUUUCCAAGGAAAAGAGAUCUCUAUAAAAGAAAUCAGCCAGGAGACCGCUGUAAACCCCGUCGACAUUGUUAGUACACUGCAGGCACUUCAGAUGCUGAAGUACUGGAAGGGAAAACACCUGGUCCUAAAAAGACAGGAUCUGAUUGAUGAAUGGAUAGCCAAAGAGGCAAAAAGAUCCAACAGCAAUAAGAUAAUGGAUCCCAGCUGUUUGAAAUGGACCCCUCCUAAGGGAACUUAACUGCCUGUCACUCCUGAAGCCAGUGAACCCCAGCAGUAGGAAAUACCCUAGGGAUCUCUGUUGUAUCUGUUGCUGUUGUGAUUGGCUGGUACAGUACCCUCCCGAAAGAUCAGUUCCCCUUGGUACUGUUCUGGCCCAGAUCUUUUGUGCACACCACAGGCGCUAGUUCUGAGGAACUUUAUGUUUCGGCCUCAAUGAGGUUGCAAGGAUUGGAUCUGUAUAGGACCCAAACAAAGCUCCUAGCAGCACUGGCCCAAGGAGUUCUGAUAUCUGGUACUGUACCUGUCCAGUCACUGGUCUUACCCUCGCGUUCUUAUUCCAAUGAGGUUGUGUUGUGUCCUGUAAUCUGGUUGUUUUCUCCUUCAGGUUCCUUGCUUUGUACGUAACGGAGAUAACUUCUGUGGCUUUUGAACAAGGUCUAAUAGUGCUUGUUUGGGGGAAGUCUGGUUUUCUAACAAGCUGCAAUUACACUGACUUCAGCAUUUUAACUAGUCCUGCCUGAGGGACUGUUCCAUUCCGUAUAUCAGAUAGUUUUAGUAAGGUAAUACGUCACCUCUUUCAGCAGUGUUUUCCAUAUGAUAUAGCAGGUCUUCACAUAGAUAAUAUUGUGCAGUCAGAAGCUUACAUAUCUUGUAACUGAGUGGUGUGAUUGUUAAUGUUAACCCCACAGGAGUCAAGGCUAAGUGUCUGAGAACAUCACAGUCACCUGCUUCAUGGAGUUGCUCUUGGUACGGGCUCCUGGAGCUACCACAGUACCACAUCUGUUGGAGAGACCUUUCAUUACACGUUGCUGCUUUCCUGGUUUCUCUCUUAGAGUUGGUGGGUUCCUUUACACAGAAAUAGCCCCUUUCAGUAUAUUUCACUGGAGAUAUUUUUUUUCCCAGAAUGGUCUUCCUUGAGUCAUACUUCUCUUCCUACUGGAGAGGAUUUUUUCCUCUAGACUAAAGAAAUAAAAUCUUAACUAUAGAUAGAUAUUUGAUAGCCUUGUCCAAACAGCCACAGAAACUCUGAAACACAAAUAUUGUCAGUUGUUGGAUUGCCUACAGUGUACGUUCUGUGCAUCAGCGGCAGCUCCAGUAAGCUACGUGGAUGGUUUGCUUCUCUGACAGUGCAUCCUUGUUUGUCUGUGUAAAACAAAAAAGCUUUUACUUCCUCUGUCCCAUCAGCACCACUGGAAGAAACUAUUGUACAAUGGCUUUCAAGUAUAACCACUGUCCUUGUGCCACAAGUUUGCUAUAUGGCUCCAAUGGGAUUAAAAGUAGGGGGGACACAGACGUGGAGUAGAAGAUGGCAGCAUCACGUAGUGCCAAUUUCCUUUGAACUUCCAGUGCUUUCUCACUGAAUGGUGACUGAAGUGAAGCACUUGCAGUGUACCGGUAGGUAGGAGCCGUUUCCUGUUAACCACUGACCCAUCCUUAUGUGGAAAAGUUCUCUAUCGCCCUUCUGAUGGUUGUCUGCCUUUCUCUGCCUCCCUUUAAAAAAAAAAAGAAAAAAAAAAGAAGAAAAAAAGAAGAAAAAGGAAAAGGAGAAAAAAAAAAGAUCAUCAGUACAUGAUGUAUACUUUGUGGGCAUUACUGAAUUUUGCUGUUUCAUGCCCUUUGCUCUUGUAUUGUAACUAACUCCAGAUACUCAUAAAACUAUCCAACAAAGUAGAUCUCUUGUGGAGUAGGGAAGAAGGCCAUUCUCGUGCAGAAGCUAAACCCUGUUCCCAUGAUGUGGUAGAAUGUGCUAUUCUUGUAUCUACUUCUCAAUAAAGCAUGUUCUCUGCUCA